This is a messenger RNA of Pygocentrus nattereri (red-bellied piranha), 2998 nucleotides long. RefSeq names its product chemokine-like receptor 1. The transcript is spliced from 2 exons. The coding region runs from base 227 to 1231 and encodes 334 amino acids. Gene Ontology annotation, molecular function: G protein-coupled receptor activity; complement receptor activity. Gene Ontology annotation, cellular component: plasma membrane. NCBI's taxonomy places the organism in Eukaryota, Metazoa, Chordata, Actinopteri, Characiformes, Serrasalmidae. Gene Ontology annotation, biological process: inflammatory response; complement receptor mediated signaling pathway; positive regulation of macrophage chemotaxis. The record is from RefSeq and is a predicted model, not a curated record.
GCUUGUCAGUAGACAAGGCAGUGGAUGCGCUACAGUGGUGAAGGGUGUGUUUAUGUGUGGUUGUGCUGUUGUGCACUUGAGUUCUGAGAAGUAAAUUCGGCGCAGAGAGGAACUGAAUGUCACAAAAUUAUACUGACAGAAAUCGCCAGUCCCUCAUCAUAAGCGGCAAAACCAAAACUACAGUACCAUUCAGCUGAACCAACUGUUAACAGAAUCAAGAGGCAUCAUGAAUUCAAACCCAGAGUCAGACUAUGAAUAUGAUUACUCUCCCACCCCGAGUACGACUCCAGCAACUUGCACGGAUGCAUUGUGUGUUUUCUUAGCAAUAGCCACUGUGGUCAUCUUUGUCCUGGGUGUCGCUGGAAAUGGUUUGGUGAUCUGGAUGGCAGGGUUUAAGAUGAAGAAGUCAGUCAACACCACCUGGUACCUGAGUCUGGCCGUAUCUGACUUCCUGUUCUGCUCCUUCCUGCCCAUCAGUGUGGCUUAUAUGGUCAAAAAGGACUGGGUCUUUGGACUCUUCAUGUGCAAGUUCACUUCCUUCAUCCUGUUCCUCAACAUGUUCAGCAGCAUCUUCCUCCUCGUCAUCAUCAGUGUGGACCGCUGUGUGGUCGUUAUGUUUCCUGUGUGGGCUCAGAACAAGCGCACCAUAAGAAAGGCCGCUGCGGUGGUCAUGCUAGCCUGGAUCAUCGCAGCAGCGUUUAGUUCACCAUUAGCUGUUUUCCGAGACAUUCAUUAUGAUGCACACGAGGAGAGAAAUAUCUGUUACAACAACUACACAUCUGACCAGCAGCAUGCUGCUGUGGUGUUCUGCCGCUUCGUUUUUGGGUUUCUGAUGCCGUUCCUCAUCAUUAUCUUCUGUUACAUUGUCAUCAUACAAAAGUUGAAGCUCAACCAGUCGGCAAGGUCCAAAAAGCCAAUCAAGAUCAUGACAGCACUGAUUGCUGCUUUCCUCAUUUGCUGGCUUCCUUUUCAUACUUUUGCUUUGAUGGAACUAAACCACCACAAAUACGAGAGUAUUCUCCCUACUGGAUUGGUAAUUGGCGCCACCUUUGCCAGUGCUAACAGCUGUCUGAACCCGUUUCUUUAUGCAUUCAUGGGGAAGGACUUUAAGAGGAAAUGUUACGCGCUUCUGUCAAAGAUCGAGAACGCAAUCGAGGAGGAGGGCAGGAGCACAGUCCGAGGAACAUCCAUUACCACGUCUGGAGAAGGCAGACUUUCAACUGUUGUUUGAAAUCAUCAGUGACAUUCGAAAGAAAGAAAAAGAGCACUGAAACAAUCAGUCCAACUGCCAGCUCAGUAUGAAAAAGGAACGAGUAGGAGAUUUUACAGUGUAUGUAUCGUUGAUCCAUUGAAAACUGUCUCAGUUAAUCUAUGCUAUAAAGGGUCUCUGUGUUCAGACCAACACCCUCAAAUGGAUAAGCUUUUACUCAAAGAUAGCCCAGCCAAUUCAGGGCUUUGUGAAAGAUACUUAAACUGUUUUUUCUCCUACAAAAGCUUUUAAAUCUUUUCACAGUCAUAACAAUGCUUUAUUUUGACUGGUACCAUUUGACGACUUCAUCCACAUUUCACCUUCCAUUUCAGUUUAUUUCUUGUUUUUGUCUCAAGGAAAGCACAAUAUUGUUAAGGCAGAUCUUUGCCUCCUAUCUAGAUGUUCAAUCCAUCUCCAUAUCUGUUCUGACCUGUGAGAGGCUCUUAUGCUCAUGCCCAUUGUGUACUGUUGUUGACAUGAAAACAUGACUGCACCAGUCUCUGUAGAUUACAGCUCAUCUCUUCUUGCACAAUUCAGGUUAGACAUUCUCCAGCCCUUCAUUUAAGGUCAGUUACUGACCACAGAGCUGCUGUUCUGAGGUAUUUCUGGAUGUGUGCUCAAUUUCCAACUAUAGCAGUAGCAUUAACUGGUGCAGUCCUGUGGUCUGAACUAACCAAUGAGGAAAUUAUGCAGCAACCGAUGAUCUAUAAGCUGUAAAUAUACAUUUAUAUAUAGGAGAUAUAAGGUAUGAGCUCUUAAAGUGGGCAGAGAGUGGGACUACAAAGUAGGUGUUUCUAAUAAAUUGGUCACUGAGCGGAAAUACAAGGUAGGUGUUUCUAUUAUAGUGGCCAGAUCUACAAAGAUGGUGUUUCAAAUGAAGUGGCCAGUGAGGGAAAGUACAAAGUAGGUGUUUCUAAUAAAGUGGCCAGUGAGUGGACGUACAAAGCACUUGUUUCUAAUAAAGUGGCCAGCAUGUAUAGACCUCAGUUCUAUUAAUGCAGAUUGUCAUAGACCAUAGUGUCCAAAUGACCAGAAAUAUUCAUUUAGAUACAAAGUAAUAGCAGGGCUGUUUUUAGAGCUGUUGAGAGCAAAUCUUAACAUUCAUGCUGCAACAGGGUGCUUUAUUAGGCCACAUAUCAGUAAGAGAAUGAGUCUCCCAAAGUUAGUGUGUGAAAAACAGUAAAACGGUAAAAAUUGAUUAAAAACACAUUAAAUAUGUUAUUCUCAGGAGUGUUUACUUUUAAACACUGUGCACAGGCUAAAAUCUAAAAAUCUUUCUGAAAACGUCUUGUAAAUUUGACUGAGGCUGCUUCAAAGCAUCUUGUAUUAUGUUUUCUUGUUUUUUCAGAUUGUCACAAUAAUUCAUGAUUACUGUCUCCUGUUCCAUCGCUUAAAACUAGCUUUCAAAAAGCUCUGCAAGUUAGCAUGUUUGAAUGUAAAUAGACCAAUUUCUAUUGAAGGUUUUUGCACGUUUUUAUUUUUUGAUUUGUGUCAAUAAUAAUGAGGUUAUCGGUGCUACUGUAUUUUGUACACCUUUAAACUCUUUGUAAUGAAUUAUUUCUGCAACAUUUCGAUGCAAUUUGUGUAGCACUUUUUUCCAGACUUAGAUAGUAACAUAACACAUGUAAUGGCAUUAUGUAAUCAGGGUAUAGAUCAAUAAAUUACAACAGAUAAAUUACAGAUCGUAGAUACUUUGUAAAAAUAGAGGGUACUAGCUGGAUUAUGUCAUUAAAUUUACUCUUACAGCAA